Gadus macrocephalus (Pacific cod) is the source of this 2158-nucleotide messenger RNA. It is a transcript of the gene vip, whose product is annotated as vasoactive intestinal peptide. Lineage: Eukaryota; Metazoa; Chordata; Actinopteri; Gadiformes; Gadidae. The record is from RefSeq and is a predicted model, not a curated record. Bases 1219 to 1641 code for a protein of 140 amino acids. Gene Ontology annotation, molecular function: neuropeptide hormone activity; peptide hormone receptor binding. Gene Ontology annotation, biological process: negative regulation of apoptotic process; adenylate cyclase-activating G protein-coupled receptor signaling pathway; negative regulation of smooth muscle cell proliferation. Gene Ontology annotation, cellular component: extracellular region; perikaryon; neuron projection. The transcript is spliced from 6 exons.
GUCCUUCCAUUGUCAGACAAUGUAACAUUGUGUUGUGCUCCAGCUAUAUAUAUACUUGCCAGUUCAUGGUUCAGGAGAUACACCUUUGAGCUAUUUCAGUAAACUUGUUGAUCGUUGGUUGAUCUAACACUUCACACAUUUCCCUUCUUUAGAGAAAGUCAAGAUUCACCUGGUAGCUAUUUACCAAUUCAGGACAGAUUUAGAAAAAAGUCAAAUGGAAAUGAAUAGAAAUAUGCUUGGCAUAGUAUGACAACUUGUUCAACCAUUUUGCAUGUACAGACUUAUGCAAUGAACUCAUGCCUAAAUGUUGUGGGGGUGAGACUAUUCAAUAGAGACCCAUUACAAUACACUUUGAUCUACAUGACAUAAGCAAUUGAUAAUGUAGGAAAGAGCAGAGAAUUGUACAUAAUCAUUUGCAUGAAUGUACCAAAGCAUUUGCAACUUGUUCAAAGAAAUGAGAAACUCUUUUUUUGAUGUGCACAACUGACACACUGAUGUGAAGAUUGAACAGGUCGUUUUGAGAAUUUCAAUUCUGAUCUGAGAAAUGUACCAAAGCGACUGAGAAAAACUGUAGCAUUAGUAAUUGUAUUAGUGAGGCUGUAGUAGUUGUAUUAGUAUUGGUAUUAGUAUUAGUUGAGGGCUGCAACAGUUGUAUUAGUUAUUGUAUUAGUUUGGCUGAAGCAGUUGUAUUAGUAUUUGUAUUACUAUUAUUAGUAGGGCUGUAGUAUUUGUAUUAGUUGGCCUGCAGUAGUGUUAUUUGUAUUAGUAUGUUUUAUUUUGGAAUCAUUAGUGAUAGACCAAUAGGGUGGCUUUCUUUAACCGUGAUCCAUGGUUAAUGAGGUAGGCUAAUUGAAGCCUCGUCAUCACUAAUUCCACCUGUUGACCACCACAAGCCUGUGAGUUGGCCAAUGACGGCAUCGCCCCCUGGGACAUGACGUCUCCCUGAUGAAAGGGAUCGCCGUCUUGGACACUAAAAGUAUUCCGAUAAAACCAGCGAACCGCUUCAGACACGGACACGGAUUGCGCGCCUUUGGAGAGAAACCCGGACACCGAGACCCCAAGACCAGAGACCCCGAGAGACCCAAGACCCAGAGGGACAGAGACCCGAGACCCCACGACACCAACGAGACCCAAAGACCCCGAGAGACCGAGACCCAAGACCCCAAGACCCCGAGAGACCAGAGCUGAGGACCAGCAGCGGAUACUAAAGGAACCGCGAUGCUGCACACCACCGGUCCGUCGCUGCUGCUGCUGCUCGCGCUGUGUGCGGGGGGGUGGUCCCAGGGGGCGUGGUCCCGCACCGUGGAUCUGCCCCCCUCCUCCAUAAGGCAGAGCCGGCACGCAGACGGCCUGUUCACCAGCGGCUACAGCAAGCUGCUGGGCCAGAUGUCAGCUCGCAGGUACCUGGAGACCCUGAUGGGCAAGCGGCUCAGUGAUGAGGGUUUUGUGGGCGAGGCGGCCAAGCGCCACACUGACGCCAUCUUUACUGACAACUACAGCCGCUUCAGGAAGCAGAUGGCUGUGAAGAAGUACCUGACUGCCGUCCUCACAGGGAAGAGGAGUCUGGAAGACUCAACGGCCUUCCAAGAAAACUUUGAGGACAUGGAUCACCUGAUCAACCGCUAUCAGCUGCCCCUCUGAGGUCUCCAUCCCAGAAGAACACAUCUCCCUCUCUAUCUAUAUAAAUCUAUAUCCCCCUCUCUAUCUAUAUCGAUCUCUAUCUCUCUCUCUGUCCAUAUAGAUAUAUAUCUCUCUCUCUCUGUCUGUAUAUGUAUUGUAUAUGUAAUGUUUGUGUUUUCAGUCAACAAACAUGUUUACAUUGUAUAUAAAUUGGACCAUAGGAAGGUGUUGAGCGCUCAUCACGCAAAUAUUAUAUUUGAUUAUAAUAUUCGAAUAUAAAUGGUACAUCUGAUCUAUGAAUACUCAUGAGGGCACCUUACAUCAGACUUCCAACUCUCUGGACGUCACCCUGAUAUACAUUUAGUGUAUAAUAUAUAUUUAAUAUGCUCAACAUGCUAAUACUUACCUUUCAUAUCAAUAUAUAUAAUAAUAUAUAUAUAUAUCAAUAUGAUGGAUAAUAUUAGUUAAAAAGUGAUAAGAAUGCAGAUGAAGCCCCUUUGUUGUUCACUGAAUAAAAGAUGUUGGUUUAUUUUUCAAA